GAUACAAUCAACAAAUUGGAGAACGAGCUGCGCACCACGAAGAGCGAGAUGGCUCGGUACCUGAAGGAGUAUCAGGACCUGCUCAAUGUGAAAAUGGCCCUGGACAUCGAAAUUGCAGCAUAUAGAAAACUGCUGGAAGGUGAAGAGACCCGACUCAGUUUCACUAGUGUUGGAAGCAUCACCAGUGGCUACACCCAGACUGCCCCAACCUUUGGCAGGUCUGCCUACAGUGGCCUCCAGUCCAGUUCCUACCUGAUGACAACCCGUACCUUCCCCACGUACUACUCCAGUCAUGUCCAGGAAGAGCAGAUUGAAAUAGAGGAAACAAUUGAGGCUGCUAAGGUGGCAGAAGCCAAGGCAGCCCCAGGAGAAGAAGGUGAGGAGGAAGAGAAAGAGGAAGGUGAGGAAGAAGCGGGAGGUGAAGAGGCAGAAGAAGAGGAGGAAGGUGCUAAGGAAGAAUCUGAAGAAGCCAAAGAGGGUGAGGAAGAGGAAGGAGAAGGGGAAGAAACAGCAGCUGAAGAAGCAGAGGAGUCUCAGGAAACUGCUGAGGAGACUGGUGAGGAGGAGAAGGAAGAGAAAGAAGCAGCAGGAAAGGAAGAGAGUGAAGUGAAGAAGAAGGCUUGAAAUUUUUUUUAGGCAGUCUAGCUUUCUCAUCAGGUCAACAGGAUAAAUGAUGAUUGACUGAGCUAAAAUUGCAGUCUCACAUAUUUAAUUCAGUGACCAUUGAGGUUUAAAGUUAAUGAUCUAUGAUGUUUCUCUCUGUGCAGAGUAUCAGUUUGCUUGCAGAGCACCCACUGGCUUGCUCCCUGAAUGCCGCAUGGUCUACACGUAUGAAUUCAGGGGUUGUGUCUUUCCUGGGUGAUUUGGAACUUAGCAUUUAAAAUGGGGGGAAAAAAAUAAGUUGUGGGAAUGAAAGUUACCUUUAACUUGCAUUUAAAAUAAUUCUGGAAACCUUGGGUGGGUGAAAUAAAGGAGGCUUCAAUAAGUAUGUGCAAUAAAGCUAGUCAAUAAAGUUACAGAAAUGCUUACACAGA
This is a messenger RNA of Merops nubicus (carmine bee-eater), 1034 nucleotides long. RefSeq names its product neurofilament light polypeptide-like. Gene Ontology annotation, biological process: neurofilament bundle assembly. Gene Ontology annotation, cellular component: axon; postsynaptic intermediate filament cytoskeleton; intermediate filament. Bases 49 to 624 code for a protein of 191 amino acids. The record is from RefSeq and is a predicted model, not a curated record. Gene Ontology annotation, molecular function: structural constituent of postsynaptic intermediate filament cytoskeleton. The transcript is spliced from 3 exons. NCBI's taxonomy places the organism in Eukaryota, Metazoa, Chordata, Aves, Coraciiformes, Meropidae.